Molecule: messenger RNA, 2274 nt
Organism: Lathyrus oleraceus (garden pea)
Lineage: Eukaryota; Viridiplantae; Streptophyta; Magnoliopsida; Fabales; Fabaceae
Product: protein DA1-related 1
Exons: 12
Coding region: 316-1905 (529 amino acids)
Molecular function (GO): ubiquitin binding
Source: RefSeq, a predicted model, not a curated record
UUUUGUUUUUCUUUGUUUUUUCUAUAUUUUUUUAUUAAGUAUAAUUCAAUAUCCAAUUCAAUAACUAUUUUCCUUCUUUCUUUUUCUGGGCUCAAAAGAUCUUCUCGUGGUUACUCACCCCACUUUCACUUCAUCUUCACUAUGCAAAAGAUUCCAUUUUUCUAUACAUAUUCAUCCCAUUCUUCAAUUGGGUUCCAUUAGAUUCCAUUUUUUAAAGCAAAAUCUAUGCUUUUUACUUCUUAAACAAUCCAAUUGGGUGUUCCUGAAGUAAAGAAAUUCAAGCUAACAGGAAAAAGGAGAAUAAUUUUGUGUAAUAUGGGUUGGCUUACCAAGUUUCUCAAUGGUUCUAAUCACAGAAUUUGGCGAGGGCAAUACAAUGGAAAACAUGGUGAUGAUAGAAUUUGGGAUAAUCAACAUGGUUCAGUGGAUGAUUUGACGGAUGUCGAGAAAGAAGAUAUUGACCGUGCUAUUGCACUCUCUCUAUCAGAGGAGGAUCUGAAAGGGAAAAAAGUUGUUGAGGAUGACUCUCGGUCGGAAGAAGACGAACAACUUUGUAAAAUUGAUGAGGAAGAUGAGAAUGUUGGUAAAGUUCGACUAGAUGAAGAUGAACUGCUAGCUAAAAUUCAGCAGGAUGAAAAUGAACGUCGUGCCAAAGAUCAACUUGAGGAAGAUGAGCAACUUGCUAAGGCAAUUGAAUUAAGUUUGAACGUUGGUAGUUCUCCUCCUCGACAUGGCAAUGAUCCUGUAUCUCAACCUCCUCCCCACCUCUUUCCACCUGGAUUCAGAAUCUGUGCUGGAUGCAAUGCUGAGAUUGGCCAUGGGAGAUUUUUAAGUUGCAUGGGAGGUGUCUGGCAUCCACAAUGUUUCUGCUGCCAUGCUUGCCAUCUGCCAAUCACUGAUUAUGAGUUUUCGAUGAAUAGCAGCCGUCCUUACCAUAAAUCCUGCUACAAGGAGAAGCAUCAUCCAAGAUGCGAUGUUUGCAAGAAUUUCAUCCCGGCUAAUUCAGCUGGCCUCAUUGAGUAUAGAGCUCACCCUUUCUGGAUACAAAAAUACUGUCCAACACAUGAGCUCGACGGCACUCCUCGUUGUUGUAGCUGCGAAAGAAUGGAGCCAAAGGAUUCAAAAUAUAUUUUGCUUGAUGAUGGUCGAAAUCUAUGUCUCGAGUGUCUUGACUCAGCAAUAAUGGAUAGUCAUGAAUGCCAACCUCUCUACCUUGAAAUACUAGAAUUUUACGAAGGUUUAAAUAUGAAAUUGGAGCAGCAGGUUCCUAUGCUUUUGGUCGAGAGACAGGCACUGAAUGAAGCCAUGGAGGGAGAAAAGAAUGGUCAUCACCAUUUACCUGAAACUAGAGGACUAUGCUUAUCGGAAGAGCAGACUGUCACCACCAUUUUAAGAAGACCAAAGAUUGGGGCAGGACACCGAGUCACGGACAUGAUAACCGAGCCUUAUAGACUGACCCGUCGAUGUGAAGUGACAGCCGUACUUGUUUUGUAUGGCCUUCCUAGGUUAUUGACAGGAUCCAUCCUAGCUCAUGAGAUAAUGCAUGCAUGGCUCAGGCUUAAAGGUUAUCCGAACCUGAGUCCAGAAGUUGAAGAGGGAAUCUGCCAAGUCUUGGCUCACAUGUGGUUAGAAUCAGAGCUCUAUUCUGGAUCUGGGAAUAACAAUGGACCAUCUUCUUCUUCAUCUUCAUCACCGUCAAUGGCACCGUCCGCUGCUGCAUCAUCAAAGAAGGGUAAACGGUCUGAUUUUGAGAAGAAAUUUGGCGAGUUUUUUAAACACCAGAUUGAGUCAGAUACCUCAUCAGCCUAUGGAGAUGGAUUCAGAUUGGGUAACAAGGCAGUACUUAAGUAUGGUCUCAAAAGUACCCUUGAUCAUAUCCAUUUGACCGGAACUUUUCCCUGUUGAAAAUAUGAUAACUUUGUUACUCGUAUGAACCUAUACGCCAUCUUGGUCUGAAGCGUUUUCUCGCUAGACCCUACAUCCGCCCGAACUAAAUAUCAGUCGUUGGAUUAAUCGAACAACUGAUAGUGUUGAUCUCAGUCGUUUGGUUAAUUCAACGACUGAGUUUUCGUUCGAGAGGCAAAAGGAUUCAGCUGCCAUCACACAAAUUAUUGAAGUUCGUAAAGUGUACUUUUUUAUAGAUUCCAAAAUAGCAAGUAAUUUUGAAUUAAAAGAAAAGUUACCAUAAAUACUUUCUUUUUUUGAUUUGUUAACAUGAUGUAUUUGGGUUACUCGUUAAUAAAAUCUUAUGAAGAACUACAACAAAGUUUUCAA